Molecule: messenger RNA, 309 nt
Organism: Cyclocybe aegerita
Lineage: Eukaryota; Fungi; Basidiomycota; Agaricomycetes; Agaricales; Hemipholiotaceae
Source: the annotation of a GenBank genome assembly
AUGACCUCCCGGCCCACGCACGAUCCGAGUCCCCACUUGACUUGCAACCUUCACGCGUCGCUCUCUCCUCGAAAGGCGAUGGAAGACCCAGCCAGGGACAUCUACACCGUCGUGUACCAGCUCACCGCGACAGACUCGCCCAACGUCCAGAAGGCCGCCGUCGAGAAGCUUUUCCUCAAUAUCAUCUUGGCUCUGCCACCUGCCCUCUGCAAUUUGUCUUCAACGAGAGCCCGCCUCUCGUAUCCAACUUCUGCACGCUCCUUCGUCGUGUCCCCUCUACUCUUUUCGGGCACUCCACUUCGCCGAUGA